This is a messenger RNA of Labeo rohita (rohu), 2032 nucleotides long. It is a transcript of the gene chmp4ba, whose product is annotated as charged multivesicular body protein 4Ba. Bases 178 to 840 code for a protein of 220 amino acids. Gene Ontology annotation, cellular component: multivesicular body; ESCRT III complex; cytoplasmic side of plasma membrane. The transcript has 5 exons. Lineage: Eukaryota; Metazoa; Chordata; Actinopteri; Cypriniformes; Cyprinidae. The record is from RefSeq and is a predicted model, not a curated record. Gene Ontology annotation, biological process: vesicle budding from membrane; late endosome to vacuole transport via multivesicular body sorting pathway.
GUCAUAUUCCUGUGACGUGAUGAUGUCAUGCGGCCUGGGUUAGAGAGGAGGAAGCAGAAAAAACAACAACAAGCCUGUUGUGUGGGUGACAGACAGAAGCCACGCUGAGGUGACCUGUCUAGACUAGUAGUCAAAAAGCAGUCUAAUAUCAGUGCUUGCUGUGGUCCCGAGGGCAAGAUGUCUUUGUUUGGGAAGUUUUUUGGUAGCGGUGGCAAAGGGGGUAAAUCUGCAAGCCCCCAAGAGGCUAUCCAGCGACUGCGAGAAACAGAAGAAAUGUUGACCAAGAAACAAGAAUUCCUGGAGAAGAAGAUCGAACAGGAGCUUGUAACGGCCAAGAGAAACGGCACGAAGAACAAAAGAGCUGCAUUGCAGGCCCUGAAGCGUAAGAAGCGCUACGAGAAGCAGUUAACCCAGAUUGACGGCACCCUUUCUACCAUCGAGUUCCAGCGGGAGGCGCUAGAGAACGCUCACACCAACACCGAAGUCAUCAAGAAUAUGGGCUAUGCUGCCAAGGCUAUGAAAGCUGCCCAUGACAACAUGGACAUCGACAAAGUGGACGAGCUUAUGCAGGACAUCACAGAACAGCAGGAGCUGGCACAAGAAAUUUCAGACGCAAUCUCAAAGCCUGUCGGGUUUGGGGAGGAAUUCGAUGAGGAUGAGCUGUUAGCUGAACUAGAGGAGCUGGAGCAGGAAGAGUUGGAUAAGAACCUUCUGGAGAUCGGAGACAAUGUACCACUGCCAAACGUGCCCUCUACGUCCUUACCUGCCAGACCAGCAAAGAAGAAAGAAGAAGAGGACGAGGAUGACAUGAAAGACCUGGAGGCGUGGGCUGCAAAUUAAUGCUCCCCGAAACCCAUACACACUAUACAAGGCAUAAACCUCACUCCGAUACCUGUUACUAAAGGACCUGGAAGGACUCUUCAGUAUGUUACAGUAUGACGUCUUUGUGUCUAAUAUAGGUUAAAAUAUAAACACACAUGAGAGGAAAACAAAACAUAAAUGCAACUGCUCAAAAAAAAAAAAAUUAUAAAUCUCCGCCAGGCUUACGGUCAACACACUCAUCUAAGCAAGUCUGAGAUUUUGCCUCGUUUCUCCUCAUCUCUGGACUCUUCAGACACGAAAAAGGCUUGUUGUAGAUCAGUGUUUGUGUGUUCGGCACUCCAUUACCUGUAAAAGUAGUCAUAUAACUUUUCAAACUUCCAUCACGAGGAAUCCUCCGCUUGGUCCGAGAAACCAGUACACACGGAAACCCUUUGCACGCAGGGGAAAGUGUCUGUAACGAUCUGUCGUAUUUUUGGAGAGAACAUGUGGCAUAUUACAAAUUUGUUUGUUCGCAAGUUCUGUUAAAAGCACUGUAAGCCCCGUUUGAUUCUGUGCAUCGAGCGUUUCAGCGCAGGUGCUUUCCUCGUACGAUAUCCGUUGCGCCCACGGGACGUCCUAGAUCAGCACUUAGGCUUUACGAGUACAAGAUUUGUUUUCAGUUUCAGGACUGAGGUGGGUAUAAAGGUUUCAGGAUCCACCUCAAGUUUGAGUGCUGCUGCAAAUGUACAUAGCAUCUCUCUUUAAUGGCAUGACGGUUUACGAUCUCACUCAAGAAACGUGUACUGUAUUUGAGAUAUUUCAGAAAUACUGGCUCGUGAUUCUAAGAUGUCUUUACACUAGAAGUGGUUUCUUGAAAUGAGUGUUGCAUUAGGGGAAAAAAACGACGAGGCUUGUUGUAGAUUUCAGAUUGUUGUCUUAUUGAGGCGUGAAUGCAUUCAGACCGCACAGAUUAAUUUAAUAUCAUGCUUUAUUUUGCAGAGUGCUCUAUUAUGAUGUUCUGAUACCGUGGUUUUAUUCAUUUUCCUCUUUUGAGAGUCUAUAAAACAUUUGAGUAUUGAAUAUUGAGAGGCGAGAGACGCACUAAACACGUAACUUUUGUUUAUUUAUCACGUUUCAUUCGUUGUUCAUUGUUUGUUUGUCUUUUUGACACUCAUUUAUGUUGUCCUCUGCCUUUCAACCUUACACUCACAUUAAAGUUUUGCCAAAUUAA